AUGGCCACUCCGGCCAAUCGGGGCGCGUGGGCUCCUCCGCGGCCAUCUUUCUCGUUGGCUGCUGUCCCGGGGGCGGGGCAAAAACUGGCCUGCGAGUGCUACGCGCUGCUGCCGGCCCUGGGCCGGGGCUUCUCGCAGGGGCUGCGGCACACAGAGUGCUGGAACCAGGAGGUGCAGGGGCUGCUGGCCACCCUGCACGGGCUGCUUGGGGCACUCUUCGAGGGCAGCGAGACCGACCCACUGCCCUAUGAGGGGCCGGGGGUGGAGAUGCUGCUGCCGGCCCCCCAGGACGGGGACACUGGCUUUGUCCUCACCCUGCAUAACCGCUUCUCGGGGCUGGCCCGUGUGCUCCAGCUCCUGCUCAGCAAAGAGUUCGUGGCACCCGUCACCGUCCCCGUCCAGGACGUUUUGGACCUCAUCUGCCGUGCCCUGAACAUCACCAGCAAGAACAUAAACUGGUUUGGGGAUGGUCCUCUGAAGAUGCUGCUGUUGCCGUCUGUCCACCUAGACAUGCUAGAUGUGCUCUCCUCCCUCAUCCUGGCGUGAGU
Molecule: messenger RNA, 548 nt
Organism: Haliaeetus leucocephalus (bald eagle)
Lineage: Eukaryota; Metazoa; Chordata; Aves; Accipitriformes; Accipitridae
Gene: PELP1
Product: proline, glutamate and leucine rich protein 1
Exons: 5
Coding region: 1-546 (181 amino acids)
Biological process (GO): rRNA processing
Cellular component (GO): nucleus
Source: RefSeq, a predicted model, not a curated record